CGCUGCGCUGUCAGUUCAACUUGGUUCGUGAUCAAAAGUCGCUUCAGAAAAAAAUAAGUGCAAUUUUCGCGUUGAAAAAGUGCUUCCCGGGGGAAAAUCUAGUGAACCUGUGACCAGUCCCCACUUUCGGAAUUCCGGCGUAACCCGUUGCAUUUAGCCGUUGGCCCCGCGUGCGCACAAACUUCCGAUAACUUAAACUAAACAACUAAAAUGUCUGCUCCUGAAGGAUCCAAUGGUUUCCCUAAAAUUCCACCCCCGCCGCGUUCCGGUAGCGUCCAGCCGACCGGAAGCCAGGGAAACGGCCAGAAUGCCACCGCCGCCAACAACAAGCUGAAGCAGACGCAGGCCCAGGUCGACGAGGUGGUCGGCAUCAUGCGCGUCAACGUGGAGAAGGUGCUGGAGCGGGACCAGAAGCUGUCGGAGCUGGACAGCCGGGCGGACGCACUGCAGCACGGGGCGAGCCAGUUUGAGCAGCGCGCUGGUCAGCUCAAGCGGAAGCAGUGGUGGGCCAACAUGAAGAUGAUGAUCAUCAUGGGCAUUAUCGGCGUGGUGCUGCUGAUUAUCAUCAUUUUGUGGCUGGUACCGAGUGACUCCAACUAACCUAUUUUGAGAAACACAAACGCGAUGGCUGGAGGCUUUAGAGGUGGAGGACUUAAGCACUGGAUAAGUAUAGAUUUCCACCUAAUAUUAAUUCCAAUUUGCAACCAUGGAGCGGAAAAUGUCGUUGCUGA
Molecule: messenger RNA, 731 nt
Organism: Culex pipiens pallens (northern house mosquito)
Lineage: Eukaryota; Metazoa; Arthropoda; Insecta; Diptera; Culicidae
Gene: Syb
Product: synaptobrevin-1
Exons: 4
Coding region: 211-600 (129 amino acids)
Biological process (GO): vesicle fusion; vesicle-mediated transport
Cellular component (GO): plasma membrane; SNARE complex
Molecular function (GO): syntaxin binding; SNAP receptor activity
Source: RefSeq, a predicted model, not a curated record